Molecule: messenger RNA, 1789 nt
Organism: Racocetra persica
Lineage: Eukaryota; Fungi; Glomeromycota; Glomeromycetes; Diversisporales; Gigasporaceae
Source: the annotation of a GenBank genome assembly
CCUUGAAACUACGUCAUUAUUAAGUAUUUCACCACCCUAUCUUCCUACCGAAUGUUUACAAUGCAUCUUUUCUUUCAUACCUGAAGAUAACGUAAAAACUUUACAUUCUGCUGUGUUGGUCAAUCGUUCUUGGUGUAGAGCCGCUAUUCCAUUCUUAUGGAAAAAACCAUUUACCAUUAACUCAGAAUUAUCAUCAUUUUUCAAAAUCGUCCCAAUUUAUUUAAGCUCUAUAAACGUUGAUUCUCUAUCCACUGAAUUCAGAGAAUCUUUUUUUCAUUUAGAUUAUUUAAUGUCAUGUAUUAGUGAUGAAAAGAGGUUGACUUUUGACUAUCCUAGUUUCCUCAAGGAACUUAAUUUUAAAAAAUUGUACAAUUCGAUUUCUGAAUGGGCAACCAUUAAUGGGGCUUUCGCGCCCAGAUCUCUAUUAAAUAUUGAUUUCGAACUUGAAAAAUUAUCCUUUCUCGAUAAUAUUCAAGAGAAUGUUCAAGUAAGGGUAGACCAUGAAUAUACGGAUGAGUGGGGUGAUCAAUCUCUUGUUCAUGAAUCAUAUAAUCGUACAGAUUUUGACGCGACAAGUGAUGUUGAUUUCUCUCCUCCAGAAUCCCAUGCUGACUAUGAAGAAGCUUGGGAAGAAGAUUGUGAACAGUACUAUGAUGAGUAUGAUCACUUUGAUGUUUCUACUGAACCGGAUCAUAGUGAUCAUGGAGAAGAAUGGCUUGACACGCCGACGCCUUUUGAUAUGACAGAAGAAGGUCGAAAACUAAUUAUUGCCAGAGAGAUUUGUAUGAUGUUAAUGAGGGAUAUAUUUAAUACUAUGUCGAUGUAUUGUAGAAAUCUUUAUUCUAUCGUCAUCGUUGAUACUUAUCGUUCAGCAAUAGAAUCAUUGGCAAAUCUUAUCUCCGUUCAAAAGAGACUACAAAAAUUCAGCUGGACUGGUGGAUACGAAGAUUUAUCACCUAUCACCUUGUCAUUUUCCAGUCAACAAGAAAAUCUUAUUGAGGUUCAAUUGGAAAAUGCUUUUUUUCGUGAUUCCGCUGCACUUGAAGGGCUAGCUCCUUGUCAAAAUUUGGAGACUCUUAAAAUUGCAGAGUGCCAACUUACUGCUGCCAAUUUAAAACCUUUAGUGUAUGUUACUUUUCCGCGGCUCCAAGUUUUAGAAAUUACGGACGUUCGUGACAUAUAUUAUCUUGAUGAUCAUGAAGACACUACACCCCCUUCUAAUGAAUUAAAUGCAAUAAUUAGAAGAACAAAUGGAACACUUCGCGAAAUUCGAUUAAAUCUAGAAUUGCAUUUUUAUCCUAAUAUCAUCGACACUAUUGCUGAAUGUUGUCCAAAUCUUAAACUGCUUGCGGCAAGCAUAAAAGAUGACGAACAAAUUCCUGAACUUCUCAGAUUGUUAAGUUCAUGCAGACAACUUGAGAGUUUAAUUAUUCAUGGCUAUAAUAGCAAUUUUUUCACUGCUGAUUAUAUUUUACCCCAAAUUGGGGCAAUUGUACCGGAAACUUUACGAUAUUUGGACCUUACUAAAUGGACAUUUAAAGCACCAGCUUUAAAGAUGUUCUUAUCGAAUUGCAACGCAGAAUUGAGGUAUAUCACGUGGCAUUGUUUUGUCAAUAAUAACAGCGAUGAAUACACAGCAGCAAUCGAAAGUUACGCACAAGAAAAAGAGCUUGAGGUUGGAAAUCUACAAGUAGAUUAUCGCGACUCUGGAUUUGGUUGGUGUCAAUGUGUUUGCAAUAUCUCAGCAGAGCUUAUGAUUCGUCCGAAUCAAAUUGAAGAGCUGUGGUAA